Molecule: messenger RNA, 660 nt
Organism: Penicillium psychrosexuale
Lineage: Eukaryota; Fungi; Ascomycota; Eurotiomycetes; Eurotiales; Aspergillaceae
Exons: 4
Source: RefSeq, a predicted model, not a curated record
GGACCGCGCGUACCUGCUGCCUCUGGGUAUAUAAGUAGAGCAACCCCCCAUCAUACACUUACACUCACUCACAUACCGGCACGAAAACGGCCAGGAGUAACCUACCCCGUGUGCCCUGCACACUGCACAGAUCCUAAUGCGUGGAAGGGCCAAGUGGCCGGUUUCUGCGGUGGGAUGCUUUGCGUCGCACUGGUCUAUCGAUUGAUCUAUGUUCUUAUUCGGUACAAUGCCAGACAAGAGCAGGCAAAGGACGCCCAGAGGGCCAUGACAGAGGAGUAUCUCGCUGGAAAGAAAGAAUACCUCCGGAAGAAGGAGCAGUACCUCCUGGAUAGGAGAGAGUACCGCCUUCAGAAGAAGGAGAGGGAGAAGCAAACUCCAUGGUGGCAAUUCUGGCAAGCCAAGAAGGGUGGGAGUGUUUCUCUAGCCAGCAAUGAGGCAUCCCUCCCGCUAAACAAUGGGGUGCCAGAGCAGACAGAUGCCGCCCCGGCCGUGCCUCCCUCACCACGGCUCAGAAUCCUCUGCGAGGGAACGGCGGAGGCCAGUGGAGUGGACGUCGAACGGCCAGCCAAUACUGGCGUGGAGUUCAUCAGUCCACGGGGCUCCGCCUCCCUCGCCCUGGGCCGGAGUACGAGAAAGACGUGGAGCUCCUUAAUGAAGUGA